UGAACCCCUACAAGUUCCACCCACCACGAACCAGUUCCGCACGGGUUGGCAGCUCAGUUUUCGAGAGGGUUAAAGCGCGUUGCCAGGGCAACGAGCAACUGCCAAAACAAGUAGAAAUAAAAAGGAAAAAGUGGAGGCCGAGGCACAGGCUGUCAGAGAGAAAUUGACUGAAAUAAACUUUAUUAAUGAGCAGCAGCAGCAGCAGCAACAUAAAGUGAAAGCGUUAAACAGAUCAAUUGAUGGCGGAGGUGCACAUAAUUGGACAAAUAUUGAAAGCAGUUGAUUUCGCCGAGCCACAUCUGUACUGCACGUGGACACUGCAGAGCGGUAGCGCCUGGCGCUUGAUUCAGGGCGAGUUGCACGGACAAACGCAUGUCUCCGCGAACCGUUUAGAGAGCUGCUCUGACUUUGCUGCGCCCUUGGACAUUCACUUGAGUUGCGCCGCCAUCCAGGGUUGGCCCACGCUGCUGGUGGAGGUGCACGCGGUGAAUGUGCUGCAGCAGUCGUGGCCCGUUGGCUACGGCUUCGCCCACAUACCCGCCGCGCCCGGUGCCCAUCGGCUGGAGAUAAACACCUGGAAGGUUGCACCCAACGGCUGGUGGCAGAGCCUGCGCGAACGCUUCGGCGGCGGUGGAGCGUCGCUGAGUAAAACCGAUUUGCUCUUCUCGGGCGUCGAGCGUUACAAACUGCAAACUCGCAGCUCUGGAAAAAUCAUUGCCGAUCUCAACUUGAUCUUUCGCAAAUUCGAGGAAUACGGCGUGGAGUUUAACUAGAAAUGGAGCAGAAGUGUCUCCUGCUGCUGCUGACAAU
This is a messenger RNA of Drosophila guanche, 810 nucleotides long. RefSeq names its product B9 domain-containing protein 2 (gene B9d2). Gene Ontology annotation, biological process: cilium assembly. Gene Ontology annotation, cellular component: MKS complex. The transcript is spliced from 4 exons. The record is from RefSeq and is a predicted model, not a curated record. The coding region runs from base 240 to 773 and encodes 177 amino acids. Lineage: Eukaryota; Metazoa; Arthropoda; Insecta; Diptera; Drosophilidae.